UUUCUCUGCCCUCUUUCUUUCCUUCUCUCAUCUCCUCUCCUCCAGCUCUCGUACUCUCCAACAAAUUCAACACCGCUCUCGCCAUGGGCAGAAGAAAGAUCGAAAUACAGCCUAUUACCCACGAGCGUAAUCGUUCGGUCACUUUCCUCAAGCGUAAAAAUGGCCUCUUCAAAAAAGCUUAUGAGCUUGGCGUGCUGUGCUCCGUCGACGUUGCAGUCAUCAUCUUUGAGGAGCGUGCCGGUCAUCACGUUAAGCUCUACCAAUACUGCUCAGGGGACAUCCAUGACAUCGUACAGCGCCACAUUCGAUAUGAUGGCGAAAAGGAUACUCGCUCGCCGCAUGAUUUCGCCAACAAUGCUAACCACAAGUUGGAAGACGUGGGCGGCGAUGACGACGAUGACGUUGAUGAAGACGACGGCGAUUUAGGUCACUCUCGUGGCCUCGCCGCCAGCGCCAAAAAGCGUGGUGAGCCCAAGCUGAAGACUGAAUACGGUUCAUCCGGAAAACUCAUGGUGCCUGGUUCUAAUGGAGCUGGAGACAUCAAUAUGGACGUCGGGAUGGAUUAUCACCGACCUAUGACUAUCCCCCCGCCGCCAAUGCCGCUCCAUCAUCCCUCGCAGUUGGCGUCGUCAGGCGGGAGUUCGUCUUCCCUCCCUUUGUCAAUCGAGCGGCAUUCGUCAUCAGCCUCAACCAGGCUUUUACCUAGCAACGGUCAGUACCCCUCCAAGAAACCACGCAUUGCGCCCAACCCCAACGGCGGUAACACUUCCAAACUCACUACAGAUGAUGCAAUGUAUAAUGGCUAUCUCCCGUCGCCGACGUCUGCGCACUCGCCCCCUUUCCGCCAUCCGGGCACAGCUUCACAUCAGCUUGCGCCAUACGGUGGUAGUUCGUAUCUCGGCGUAUCUUCGCCGCCUUCUUCUUCUUUUCUAUCGUCAGGGUUUGAUUUCCCCUCGUCGUCUUCUAGAGGACCCUCGUCCCGGAGCAUGAGCUUCAGUCAACAGCGCUCAUCAUUUUCUCAGCCGCAAGAACCCCAUCUGCAUGGAAUGUAUCAACAGUUAAUGCGUCAGAAUCCACCUUCCCACAGCAAUCUGCACCCGCAACAGCCCGCUCCAGAUCUGCUUGUUGCAUUCCUUGAUGGCGAGGAACACAGGACACCGCAAAAUCAGGGUUCACAAUUCGGGCAGUUGGAUUGGCCAACCCAUGCGCCCCAACAGCCGCACCAUCAACAUCCGCCCCAGGCUCCACACCAUGAACCAAGUCAACCUGGUCCGGGUGACACCAGCUGGCUUGACUUUUUGUCGCACACCACUCCACAAACAGGAAGUCAGCAACUGCACAUGACGCUACCUCCGGCUGGUAGUCGAGACAGCGUUUCAUGGGAACGAGAACGAGACAUUGAAUACACUGCGGAGCGUGCUGGUGACGCUCAGGGUCCUCCGUCGGAUAAAUCAUCAUCUGUCAACGGGGGUGGAGCGAUCAUGUCCCCACCGCUGAGUCGAAAGCGAAUGCGUGCCGACUCUGCUGCAGACUUGCGUGGCAAGAGGGAGGGUAGUUCGCCCGGAAGGCUGAAUGGAUCAAGCGUCGUACAGGGAGACCAAGGUCGUGAAUCGAGCAGUAGUAACGGACACGGGCAUGCCGAGAAAGAAGAGUAACCCCUCGGGGAUCGACGCUGAGACUUGUAUGAUAUGGUACGAUAUGCUCUGUGGACUCUAUCGGAUUUUCGAUCAGUAUCUUUUUUUUUUUUUUGUUUUUGCUUCCGUAUUGCUCUGAGAUAUUUCCUGUUACAUGUUUACUAAAAGACGUCGUAUCUUUGGACACUUUUAAUCAGCUGAUGAGUUCUAGGUUAAGAAGCUAAUGGCCUACUGUCGAAGUCGUGAAUGCCGGAAAUAUCUAACUUGAAGAAGAAAAACAAUCGCAAGAGCCUGGGAGCUUGAUGUGACGAGGUUUCCAUGAUUUCUGCCAGUGAGCGGUCUUUGUCUACCCUCUGCCCACCAUACUGUCCUCGAUAAAAAGGAAAACAUAAGGAUCGAUACGCGUUCUUAAUAUAUUAUCAGACAUACCAGU
This is a messenger RNA of Serpula lacrymans var. lacrymans S7.9, 2067 nucleotides long. RefSeq lists its product as uncharacterized. Lineage: Eukaryota; Fungi; Basidiomycota; Agaricomycetes; Boletales; Serpulaceae. Gene Ontology annotation, molecular function: protein dimerization activity; DNA-binding transcription factor activity, RNA polymerase II-specific; RNA polymerase II cis-regulatory region sequence-specific DNA binding. The record is from RefSeq and is a predicted model, not a curated record. The coding region runs from base 84 to 1655 and encodes 523 amino acids. Gene Ontology annotation, biological process: positive regulation of transcription by RNA polymerase II. The transcript is spliced from 8 exons.